Monoraphidium neglectum is the source of this 348-nucleotide messenger RNA. RefSeq lists its product as hypothetical. The record is from RefSeq and is a predicted model, not a curated record. Bases 1 to 348 code for a protein of 115 amino acids. NCBI's taxonomy places the organism in Eukaryota, Viridiplantae, Chlorophyta, Chlorophyceae, Sphaeropleales, Selenastraceae. The transcript is spliced from 2 exons.
AUGGAGUUCUCUGCAACCCUCUACUCCAUCAGUGAAAGCCUGAAACCCGGCUUGGCGCCGCCGCUUGUCGCCGUGCAGCGCGCAAGCAGCAACGCCGGCAGCGGCGGCGGCGGCGCCCCGCGCUCCGCCGACGGCAGCGGCCGCACCGCGGCGGCCGCGGCGCGCGCGCUGUUUCCCCCGGGCUGCGGGUGCGGGCCGGCGUCGCCAGAGGCGUUCUACCGCGUGCGCGAGGCGGCCGCGCAGGCGCUCACCUCGCUGGCGGCUGCCUUCAAGCCGAGCCAUCCGGCGCUGGCGCGCGCGAUCAAAGGGACGGUGGAGGGGCUGGAAGACACGGGAAUGUUUGACUGA